AUGAAAAUCCGAAUACCGUCCUUUGCUGGGUUGUUGUUUUUCGACCAAUGGGGUGCGCCCAACCAACAACAUCCCGAGGACGCGCUCUCCGGCAUCACACGGGACGACUCUGUGCGCCACGACUUUUUGAGGCCCGCUGUUUCAUACCGUCCCCGUCUGCGCUACUGGAUCCCUGAUGCCUGCGUUGACCUCGACCAGGUUUACGACGACAUUUCGCAGGCCGGCUCGCGCGGUGCGGCCGGCGUUGAAGUGCUUGGUUUCUACCUCUACGGCGCGUCGCGGGAUACCUAUGUCCCCACUGACUGGAACAAAUACGGCUGGGGGACACCUGCCUGGAAAAAUGUCCUCGACACAGCCAUUCGAGCACACGACGACCAUGGACUCUUACUGGAUUUUGCCAUGGGUCCGAACCAAGGCCAAGGCGUACCGGCACACGAGAACGAUACCGGUCUCAUGUGGGAUCUAGCGCCACACCAUGUCAUCGUGGCCGCCGGCGGCUCAUUCCACGGCACUGUGCCCGGCUGGGGGGCAGGCGUGCUGCAGGCAGUCGUCACGGGGCUGAUCACCAACACGACGACUGUUCUGGGUAGUGCGUCUUUCUCCGCGGAUGGGCAUACUCAGCCAGUUAUGACGCAGCACACGCUGGCGGAGCGCAGUCUCGAAGAUUUGACGCCGCAGGUCGGCACAAAUGGAUGGCUUGAUGUCGACUUUACACCCUCCGGCCCGGCCGACAUGAGUCAGCAGCAACACCUCGUAUAUGCAGUAUAUCUGAUCCGUUCUGGCGCACGCGCCCAACACCCACCGUCCGUCGUGGCUGGGCCGCAGACAACACCAACUGACUAUGUCCAUAACGGGUCGUGGACAGUGGACCACUUCUCUGCGCGCGGUGCCCGCGUCAUGACCGACUUUUGGGAGAAGCACCUGCUGAUCAACGGUACACGCGAACGGUUGCGGCAGGUGACCCGGUGUGCAUGGGAGGACAGCAUCGAGAUCAAUCCGAAUGUCUAUUGGACGCCGGAGUUGCCGACGGCGUUUGCGCGGCGUUGGGGAUACACAAUAAACAAGUACUAUCCCCUGCUCUUUCACGAAAACAGCCUCCUCGACCACUUUAACGUUUGGUUUGUCACCGACGAGCCAGAUGCUGGGCACAGCCAUGUCGCUGAUUACCGGACAAUACUCACCGAAGGGUACGGAGAGUACCUCGACGCGCUCCGCACGUGGUCCAGGACGUACUUGAACGUCGACUGGUCUUCUCAAAUUGGCUAUAACAUGGCCGUCGACAUGCAAUCAUUGAUCGGAAAAGCAGACAUACCCGAGUGCGAGGAUCUCGCAUUUGGAAGCAACAUUGACGCCUACCGCCAGUUUUCUUCCCCUGCCUACAUGUCGGGAAAGAAGAUCAUAUCAGCCGAAGUCGGAGCUGUGCUGGGACAGGCAUACCAGAUGACUAUGCCGCAGUUGCUGCAACUUAUCCAUCGGUUGCUUGCAGGUGGCGUCAAUGCUGUGGUGCUACACGGCUAUCCGUACUCAGGAGAGUAUCCAAACACCACGUGGCCCGGUUAUGCCGCCUUUACGUACGCUUGGUCUGACAUGCUCGGCCGCCAUCAACCAGCUUGGGACUUCAUCCGUGAUCACUUUGACUACUUGUCGCGCGCCAUGUACAUAUUGCAGCAGGGUGCCAGCAAGAUGGACGUGGCCUUUUACCAGAAGCGCACAACCUACGCGCGGCCUUUAACUGGCUAUGAGCCUGAAGAUCUCCUCAAGGCGGGAUACACAUAUGGUUACCUGGAUCCGGAGAUACUGCAGGGUCGAGAUGCUGUGGUGCAAAAAGGUGUUCUGGCUCCCAUGAAGCAGGCAUAUAAGGCAUUGAUCGUCCGCGGGAGUGACGUAUUAACUGUACAAGGCGCCGACAUGCUCGCCAAGCACGCCCGCUCGGGUCUACCCGUCAUCUUCGCCGGUGAAAUCCCGUCAUAUCUCGGCGGACAUCAUGACCCAGCCGGCCACGCUUAUGUCAAUCACACGUUGAGGGCACUGCAGCACCUCGACAAUGUGCACCAUGUGCCACAUGAGGAUGGCUUGAGCGAAGUGAUGGCAUCGGUCGGCAUUAAGCCGCGCACCCGGAUUCGUGCGUCGACAUCCACAACAAAGUGGUGGCCUGUAUGGCGAGAGACGGCCGAUGGGCAUGCACAGUACGCAUUCAUCUACCACGAUGGCGAAGAGAAUAGCGCCGGCACAAUCGAGUUCCAAUCGACCGGCCGGCCGUAUCGCUAUGAUGCCUGGAGUGGUACCAUCACGCCCAUAGGUAUCUACAGCCGACAGGGAACCACCAUCACCGUUCCUCUUACACUUGGGCCACAUCAAGCAGUCAUUUUCGGAUUUCACAGCGACGAAAGGCACGCAUUCCACGCAACGGCCACAUCAGCCGGGGUCUUAGACGUGCGGCAGGCGGCAGGCGGGCUGUGUGCGAUCGUAGGCUCGUCUACGUCUACGCAUUCUGAGUGGAUACGCACGUCGGAUGGUGUCAUCCACAACGUGCCCGCUGUGUCGGUCGCGCCAUUUUCCCUCGACAACUGGACGCUUGUCGUAGAACAUUGGGACCCUCCGACACCGCUGGCCAAUAUUUCUGCUGAUGCGUCGCGCUGGAACUCAACACACCAUCUCGACAGCCUCGUGUCUUGGCAGCAUAUCCCCGGCCUGGAGCGCGUCUCAGGACGAGGAUACUACGAGACCACGUUUCAGUGGCCUCCCGCCAAUAGUACAGAGCGGUAUUCAAACGGUGCUAUUCUGUCACUGGGCAUAGUGAUUCAUACUAUGACGGUAUCCGUCAACGGUCAUGCCCUUGCACCAUUCGACAUACUGACACACGCGCGAUUAGACAUUACUUCUUACCUGGUGGCCGGUGAACGCAACACGGUUCGCGUGGUUGUAUCAACCACAUUAGCCAACCGUCUGUCUCUCAUCUGGGACUCGCUGCGCACCAGCGGAGCCCCGCCCACAGGCCUAUUUGGCUCAGACACGAAGCCCCCAGGGAACGCUGAGUACGGUCUUGUGGGUCCGGUCACUGUGAUUACGUACCGGAAGGUCGACCUGGCAGAGGAUGAUGUGGCCAAGCAACCGAGUGCGUGA
Molecule: messenger RNA, 3123 nt
Organism: Sporothrix brasiliensis 5110
Lineage: Eukaryota; Fungi; Ascomycota; Sordariomycetes; Ophiostomatales; Ophiostomataceae
Exons: 6
Coding region: 1-3123 (1040 amino acids)
Source: RefSeq, a predicted model, not a curated record